This is a messenger RNA of Paramuricea clavata, 319 nucleotides long. The record is from the annotation of a GenBank genome assembly. NCBI's taxonomy places the organism in Eukaryota, Metazoa, Cnidaria, Anthozoa, Malacalcyonacea, Plexauridae.
AUGAAAGCAUUUGUUAUGUGCAAUGUGUAUGCUGAGAGUGGGGAUGUUAGCUGUGGGCAAGCCAGAGCAUCCAAGUGGCACAAACUGAAGAAGAAAAGUACAAUGUGCCUUCCACCUGAUAGCAACUUGUUAGAUUUCCACGUUGAAAGGACGAACUACAUUACAUAUUGUCAGCGUCAUUACAGCCUGCUAGAACACCCAUCCCCAAUUGGCCAUGGCUGGGAAAUUAUGAACACCCUUCCUCCCUUGCCAGAGCAGCUCACACGUUGGGAUUCUUCAGAUGAGAAUACGGACGAGAGCAGCAGCGACAAUGAAAUGA